AUGCCACCCGCCGAUCUGCUCGGAUUGGAAAGACGCAGUAUCGGGUCCCGACUACUCGUCGUUUUGGAACCCGGCGAACAACGACCUUUCAAAGCAACCGCAAAAAGCGAGGCGAGAAACGCUACGAUCGGUGUCUGGCAGGCUAGAUGGCAAGCAACCUCAAAAGCUGCAUGGACGCGCUGCGUCAUCCCUGACUUGGGGAGAUGGCUGGGAAGGACCGUCCCGUGGGUGCCUAUGACGUUCCACAUGACACAGGCACUCACGGGCCAUGGUUGUUUCCAGUGGUACCUCCAUCGUAUGGGCAGGGCCACCAGUCCACGUCGCUGGCAGUGUGCAGACGACUCGGACACCGCCGAACACACGUUAUUCCAGUGCGUCUACUGGGAAGGAUUUCGGGAAGCUCUAACCUCCCGGAUAGGUCGUCGUCCGAACACCAUCGACGUGCCCGACAUAAUCUGCGGUCCAGUGUUCGAGACUCUGCCGCUGGAUCCAAUCGAUAAGCAAGCGGUUCUUAUAGGAGCUGAGGAAGUUUUUAAACUUUUUUAUCGCAUGGUGGAAAACAUCCUUACUACGAAGGAGGAUGAGGAACGGCGUCGUCAGGCCGCAGAAAGACCUCCGAAUUCACCAAACUAA
Diuraphis noxia (Russian wheat aphid) is the source of this 633-nucleotide messenger RNA. RefSeq lists its product as uncharacterized. NCBI's taxonomy places the organism in Eukaryota, Metazoa, Arthropoda, Insecta, Hemiptera, Aphididae. The record is from RefSeq and is a predicted model, not a curated record.